Messenger RNA from Durio zibethinus, 1023 nucleotides. RefSeq names its product putative glutathione S-transferase. The record is from RefSeq and is a predicted model, not a curated record. Gene Ontology annotation, cellular component: cytoplasm. Lineage: Eukaryota; Viridiplantae; Streptophyta; Magnoliopsida; Malvales; Malvaceae. Gene Ontology annotation, biological process: glutathione metabolic process. Gene Ontology annotation, molecular function: glutathione transferase activity.
UCUCUCUGCGCUGCUCACACUUUUUCUCAUAACAAGAAUAAGGCUGAACCCUACAUGAUAACAAAAUUAAAUCAGGUAGAGCAGCCCAAAACCAAAUCAAAAUAUUUGAAAAGAAACACAAGGAUAUUAAAUUAAUUUCUAUGUUGAAACUUGUUGUCCAAGCAUGAAUACGAAAUCAAAAUAUUUGGAAACAAAUGCAAGGACAUUAAAUUAAUCAAUAUUCAAACUUGUUAUCCAAGCAUGAAUUUCCUUUUAUAUUGACUUUGGCCUAGCAACAGACUUUGCAUCUUGAGCUCAAACAAAACAAAGCAAUGGCAGAAGUGAAGCUACACGGAUUCUGGUCUAGUCCCUUUAGUCAGAGAGUGAUUUGGGCAUUGAAAAUCAAAGGUAUAGACUAUGAAUACAUAGAGGAAGACCUUUCUAACAAGAGUGAACUGCUGUUGAAGUACAAUCCUGUUUACAAGAAGAUCCCCGUCCUUGUCCAUGGCGGCAACCCAAUUGCCGAGUCCCUCAUCAUCCUUGAAUACAUCGAAGAAACCUGGCCUGAACAUCCAUUGCUGCCAACUGAUCCUUAUGAGAAAGCCAUGGCUCGGUUUUGGAUUCAAUUUAUAGUAGACAAGGGUUCGAUUUUUCAUGCAUUUUUUCGAUCAACCGGUAGAGUGGAUCAAGAGAAAGCAGCAAAAGAUUUUUUCGAAGUGCUGAAAAUCAUAGAAGAGCAAGCUCUUGGGGACAAGAAGUUUUUUGGUGGUGAUACCAUUAAUUUAGUGGACAUCUCCUAUGGGUUGCUGGCCUAUUGGUUCAAGAAUGCUGAAGAAGUAAUUGGCAUCAAGAUGCUGGAACCAAGCGCCUUGCCCCGUCUAUCUCAAUGGGUUCAAAAUUUCCUGGAAGUUCCUGUCAUCAAAGAAACCAUCCCUGAUCGUGACAAAUUGUUGGCCUAUAUGAGGCGCAUUAGGGAGAAGAUUGUAGCUGAACAGCUUAACAAUUAGCAUCGAAAAGCUUCAUAUAAUAGCUAGCCUUCCUGGA